UGAAUACAUUUGUUUGGCUGUUCGGUACGUUUAAUUUUUGCGUUUGUUUUGGUAACAAUAUGAGCGACUAUAUUGUUAUUGUCGACGACAACGAAAACGACUCCAACGGUGCGCCUUCGCAAUUGAAGCCUCGUCGACCAAGAAAAUCAACAGCAGGCGAAAGAAAAAUUAUGCACCUAUGGACCGACAAUGAAAUCUAUCGUUUAAUUGCGUGUGUAGAACAGCAACGUCGGCUAUGGGAUUUCGAUUUCCCAGAGUACAAACUGAAAAAACUAGACGGGUGGCGAAUUGUCGUGAAUGAGCUGGGAAUUGAUGGCGUGGAUAUAACCGAGGCAAAAGUGAAAUGGUCAUCGCUGCGCACUACUUACAUGGGAAAUUUGUCGAAAUUAAGGAGAUCGAAACAAGUUGGUGAGUCGCAUACCGUCACAUGGAAGUUUUUCGAGGCGAUGAUGUUUCUGGAAGAUAAUAAUAAUGCACAACAUUCAACUUCACCGCUGCCAUUGGAAUCUGAUGCUAUUAAUCAUUCGAUGGUAGAGGAAUUCUCGCUACCAUCACCACCAUCAGCAUUUGAAUACGUAGUCGGCAACCAACGUAAACGUUCAAGAUCGAUAACGCCUACUCCAUCGCCACCAUCAGCAUUUGAAUACGCAGUCGGCAACCAAUGUAAACGUUCAAGAUCGAUAACGCCUACGACAUUCCCAUCACCAUCGCCGUCACCUACACCAUCUGCUGGCUCUUUUAAUUCGCAGGCAAUUUCGGUUGUAAACAGUGCCGUGGCCUCGUUGCAUUCAUGUGAUACAAAUUCAACCUUCUGCGACAAUCUCUUGGCAGAAUUGCGAACACUUUCGGAUACAAAAGCACGAACGUUGCGCUACAAAAUAUCACGCUUGAUGAUGGAUUUUAUGGAAGCAAGUCAGUAACCAACAUCAAAAUUGUGAUGACUGGUAGCAUAACUAGUAAUAUACAUAUGUAUGUAUAUCAUAUCUGCAAAUGUGUCUGCUUCGGCCGCAUGUUUCACAUUUGGAUUUUGGAAUAAAAAAUAAAUUUCGUGAACUAUCAAAAUUUUACCGCAUGUGGACACUACGACUGCAACCAACAUGAUGAACAUUCUUGUGACAUGCGCAUGUGGCUUUUUACAUUGCGUGUACUAUAGGAUUAAGAAACAUCGUAAAUUUAUUUAAAACUUUGGCCCUAAUUUUGUAAAUCACGUCACCAAAGUAAUAUGUAUGUGGAUAGCAAAAAAAAUUAAAUUUUUUUUUUUUGUUUUAUAUGUAUACACAUUCUGAACAGAACAAAAGCACCAACAUUCAGGCAUUGAUUUGACUUUCAUAAUUAGAAAAUUUUUUAUAUAAAACAAAACAAAG
Messenger RNA from Calliphora vicina (urban bluebottle blowfly), 1364 nucleotides. RefSeq lists its product as uncharacterized. The transcript is spliced from 2 exons. NCBI's taxonomy places the organism in Eukaryota, Metazoa, Arthropoda, Insecta, Diptera, Calliphoridae. Gene Ontology annotation, biological process: regulation of transcription by RNA polymerase II. The coding region runs from base 60 to 920 and encodes 286 amino acids. Gene Ontology annotation, molecular function: DNA binding. The record is from RefSeq and is a predicted model, not a curated record. Gene Ontology annotation, cellular component: transcription regulator complex; nucleus.